AUGGCAACUGGCACCACCGCCCGCGAGCACCUGCUGGUGGUGCGCAGGCGUAGCCCGCACAUGCAUUACACACUCAGCCCCGAGAACCUGCGCAGCCUAUCAGUGCAGAGCAGGGGCGGGGCCGGGGCUGUGAGCGGGACUAGGGUGGUGCCUCCAGAACCAAUGGGGCUCCAGCGGGCCAAUAGCGACACGGACCUGGUGACGUCAGAGAACCGCUCCUCGCUCACGGCCUCCACCUACCAGUUCACGCUCGGUCGCGGGCAGAACCUCGUAAUUUCCUGGGACAUCAAGGAACAAGUGGACGCCACUGACUGGAUCGGGCUGUACCACAUUGAUGAAACGUGUCCUGCUAACGUGUGGGACUCAAAGAACCGUGGGGUGAAUGGAACACAUCGGGGCCAAAUCGUCUGGAAGCUGGAGCCUGGACCCUAUUUUAUGGAACCGGAGACAAAGAUCUGCUUUAAAUAUUACCAUGGAGUAAGCGGAGCCUUAAGAGCGACCACGCCUUGCAUUACUGUCAAGAACCCCGGAAUAACGGUGGGCACUGUGGAUGGACAGUUCAUAACGGAGCACUGUCGAAAACUCGUCAGUUUCACCAUAUCUGACAUACGGGCACAAGGCCUGAAGAAGGGGAUGUUUUUCAACCCUGACCCUUAUCUGAAGAUGUCCAUUCAGCCAGGAAACAGGGCGGGUUUUCCUGCCUUCACCCACCAUGGCCAGGAGAGACGAUCCUCCAUCAUCGCCAACACCACCAACCCUGUGUGGCAUGGAGAGAAGUAUACCUUUGUGGCGUUGAUGACUGACGUUUUGGAAAUCGAGGUCAAGGACAAAUUUGCCAAAAGCCGGCCAAUCAUAAAACGCUUCCUUGGUCAGCUGACCUUGUCGGUACAGAGACUCUUGGAGAGGCAUGCAUCAGGAGGUCAGCUUGUCACCUACACACUGAGUCGUCGUUUACCCACAGAGCAUGUUAGCGGCCAGCUUCAGUUCAAAGUAGAAAUAACCUCCACUGGACAUGAAGAUGCUAUGGGCUCUCUUUUGGGGGCGUCCUCUGUAAACGGAGACCCUGGUAGCCCCUCAGAUGAUGAAGAUGUCCUGCAUCCCUCGUCCCGUGUUGCCCGGGGCCCCUCCCCCACAGGAUCUGAGGGCUCCCUCCAUGGAGAGGCUUUCAGGGCCGUGGAGGAUGGAGACGUCGACCUCCCUGAGAACGGGCUCCCCGAACUGCCUGAGGGAGCCACGGGCCACACACAGAGGCAGGUCUCCCUCAAUGACUACCUGGAUGCCAUCGAGGCCCCCAAGGGUCCUGGGGAGCGGCCCCUGGGUGCCGCUUCACCCAAACUGCGCUGCAGCUUCCCCACAGACACGCGGCUCAACGCCAUGCUGCAUAUCGACUCCGAUGAGGACGAGGAAGGUCGCGCCUCUCAUGAGGCGCCGGCGACCAAUCAAACGACAGUGGGGGCGGGAGCAGAGGUGAACGCCUCCUCAGAGCAGGAGCAGGAGCAGGGGGAGGGAGCGAGGGUGGAGUCUGAUGGGGAAACGAUUGUUAACGGCGAUGAUGCUGCGUCGACGGCCGAAGGAGCGGAUAGUGGCACCACGAGGAGUCAGGAAGGAGGAGCAGAAGGAGGGCAAGAGGAGGGCCCGACCUCAGGAGCCACACAGCCACCCGCGGCUGCAUCCCCGCUCUCUACCCAGACGAGUGAGGGAGAUGCUGCUCCCAAAGAGGCUGGGGAGGAGUCGGCGACACCUGCGCAGGCCACUGCUGAGGCCACGCCCACAUCCAGCAACGCGUCAGACAAGACAGGUGGGGCAGCUGCUGCCAGCCAAUCAGGGUCUGGGAGCUGUAGUGAGGCAGCCAAUCAAGAGGAGAAGGAUUGGGAGGUGUGGCAAAGGCGGAGACAAGUGUCAGCGAAUGCCUUACAGGUGGAACGGGUGCGGCCGUCAGAGGGAAGAGGAGUGGCUGACUCAGGCCAGGUUGCCACGGAAACAGACGGGGAAUUAGGUGCCAGUGCCCCAGUAAACAGCCAUCAGCCAAUGCGCUCUCUUCCAUCUGUGCGCCAUGACGUUAGCCGUUACCAGAGAGUGGACGAACCUCUUCCUCCCAACUGGGAGGCUCGUAUAGACAGCCACGGGCGUAUUUUCUACGUGGAUCAUGUGAACAGAACCACAACGUGGCAGAGACCCACAGCACCGGCUGCACCUCAAAUCCUACAGAGAUCUAACUCUAUACAGCAAAUGGAACAGCUGAACCGCCGGUAUCAGAGCAUCCAAAGGACAAUAACCAGCGAGAGGACGGAUGAGCAGACGGCAGAAGUGACCUCUGACGAAAACGACGUCAUGCACCACUCCAUUCCUGAGUACCGUCGGGAUGGUGUGGUGGGACCGUCCAGUUCUCGUUCUUGGCUCUCUCAGCUGCUCCAGUCACCCAGUGCCAAGUUCCUCACAAGCCCAGACUUCUUUGCUGAGGUGGAUGCAAACCCUAGUGCCUACCACAUGUUUACCAGUAACCCGUGUCUGAAGCACAUGAUCAGUAAGGUGCGGCGGGACGCCCAUAAUUUCGAGCGUUACCAGCAUAAUCGGGACUUGGUCACUUUUCUCAACCUGUUCGCCAACAAACAGCUGGAACUGCCGCGCGGCUGGGAAAUGAAACACGACCACACGGGCAAGCCUUUCUUUGUGGACCAUAACUGCCGUUCCACGACGUUCAUCGACCCGCGGCUGCCCCUGCAGAGUGCCCGUCCCAGCAGCCUCCUGGCACAUCGGCAGCACCUGAGCCGCCAACGCAGCCACAGUGCCGGGGAGGUGAGCACCCGACGCAUGGUGGGAGAUGACCCCCGACACGCUGGCUCCUCAGUCUUACCGCGUCAUUUCAACUCCAUCAAACCUGCAAGCCGAAACCAGUGCCAUGACCUGGUCCCAGUGGCUUAUAAUGACAAGAUUGUGGCUUUCCUGCGGCAGCCAAACAUUUUCGAGAUCCUUCAGGAGAGACAACCAGACCUGAUCAGGAAUCAUUCGCUCAGGGAGAAGGUGCAGUUUAUCCGUAAUGAAGGGGCAUCUGGCCUGGCUCGUCUGUCCAGUGAUGCUGAUCUUGUCAUGCUGCUGAGCCUGUUUGAAGAGGAAGUGAUGUCGUAUGUCCCGCCUCAUGCCUUACUACACCCCAGUUACUGUCAGUCUCCCCGGGGCUCACCAGCCUCCUCCCCACAGAACUCUCCUGGCACACAGAGAGCAAAUGCACGCGCACCUGCACCGUACAAACGGGACUUUGAGGCCAAACUCCGAAACUUCUACCGCAAACUGGAGACUAAGGGUUAUGGACAGGGGCCAGGGAAGGUCAAGUUGGUCAUUCGUAGAGACCACUUACUGGAGGAUGCCUUCAACCAGAUCAUGGGUUACUCCCGUAAAGACCUGCAGAGAAGUAAACUCUAUGUCAGCUUUGUUGGAGAGGAAGGGCUAGACUACAGUGGCCCAUCGAGAGAGUUCUUCUUCUUGGUGUCACGGGAACUCUUUAAUCCUUAUUACGGACUGUUUGAAUACUCCGCCAACGACACGUACACGGUCCAGAUCAGCCCCAUGUCUGCCUUCGUAGACAACCAUCAUGAGUGGUUCCGUUUUAGCGGGCGUAUUCUUGGUCUAGCUUUGAUCCACCAGUACCUACUCGAUGCCUUCUUCACCCGUCCCUUCUACAAAGGCCUCCUGCGUAUUCCAUGUGAUCUGAGUGAUUUGGAGUUUCUGGAUGAGGAGUUCCAUCAGAGUCUGCAGUGGAUGAAGGACAAUGACAUUGAAGAUAUACUGGACCUCACCUUCACUGUCAAUGAGGAGGUUUUUGGACAGAUUACGGAGCGGGAGCUGAAGCCAGGUGGUGCUAAUAUCCCUGUAUCAGAGAAGAAUAAGAAGGAGUACAUUGAGCGGAUGGUGAAGUGGCGCAUUGAGAGAGGUGUGGUCCAGCAAACUGAGAGUUUGGUGCGCGGCUUUUUUGAGGUCGUUGAUGCUCGCCUGGUGUCUGUGUUUGAUGCGAGGGAGUUGGAGCUGGUGAUCGGAGGAACAGCAGAGAUAGACCUCGUGGACUGGAGGAACAACACCGAAUACAGAGGAGGUUACCAUGACAACCACAUUGUGAUUCGCUGGUUCUGGGCUGCCGUGGAGCGAUUCAACAAUGAACAGAGGCUAAGACUCCUUCAGUUUGUGACUGGGACGUCGAGUAUACCUUACGAGGGCUUUGCCUCGCUGAGAGGCAGUAAUGGACCACGUCGAUUCUGCGUUGAAAAGUGGGGAAAAAUCACCUCCCUGCCUAGGGCUCACACAUGUUUUAAUCGGCUGGACCUCCCUCCAUACCCCUCCUUCUCCAUGCUCUAUGAUAAGAUGUUGACUGCCGUGGAGGAGACUAGCACUUUUGGCUUGGAGUGACCUUUGACCCACAGCCUCUGGCCUCAGGCAGACAGCCAUGCCUUCAGCCUCCACUGAGGGAGCCAUAACUAGGGUUCUUAUAAUCUGUGUCUUGGGCUAUAAAAACAAUGUGUUUUCCCCACUCU
Molecule: messenger RNA, 4523 nt
Organism: Chanos chanos (milkfish)
Lineage: Eukaryota; Metazoa; Chordata; Actinopteri; Gonorynchiformes; Chanidae
Gene: hecw2b
Product: HECT, C2 and WW domain containing E3 ubiquitin protein ligase 2b
Exons: 29
Coding region: 1-4398 (1465 amino acids)
Biological process (GO): regulation of dendrite morphogenesis; ubiquitin-dependent protein catabolic process; protein ubiquitination
Cellular component (GO): cytoplasm
Molecular function (GO): ubiquitin protein ligase activity; protein binding
Source: RefSeq, a predicted model, not a curated record